Cuscuta campestris is the source of this 1002-nucleotide messenger RNA. NCBI's taxonomy places the organism in Eukaryota, Viridiplantae, Streptophyta, Magnoliopsida, Solanales, Convolvulaceae. The record is from the annotation of a GenBank genome assembly.
CCGACGGAGUUGGGAUUAUAUUGGAGUCAUUGGACUAGUUUUUUGGUUUGGAAGAAUUUACACCAUUAUUUCCAGAUUGUGUGAUUUUAAAUAUAUAUUCUCAGAUUCAACAAAUGAGACUAUUGUCAUGGGAAGGGCAAUUUCGUCCAAGCUAUUUUGCCCCAACAAGUUCACCACCAUUAGUGGGAUCAAGUCCUUCCUCAACAAGGUUUGUGCCAUUGUCUUUGCAGACAUCCUGGAGCAGGUCCUGCCCGCCGGGCAAGGGCAGACUCCAGCAUCCCGGUCCUGGGGUUCCCGCACCCCACGUUUGGGCGAUCGCCGUGGUCCCGAGGAGCCGGGACUUGGCGAUCCCGAACGCGGGGCUCUGGGGUGGGCCAUGGCGGCGGAGCCUCCCGUGGACGAAAGGACCAUGUUCCUGACGUUCCCGAGAGGGUACCCCGUGACGGAGGAGGAGGUGAGGGAGCUCUUCAACUCUUACUACGGGGACUGCGUGGAGGCCGUGAAGAUGGUGUCGCCGGCCGCCGCGUCGGAGCAGCUGCUGUACGCGCGGCUGGUGGUGCGGUCGGUGGGGACUAUCGACCAGGUUUUGAGCGGCGGGCCGAUCGCCAAGUUCCAUGUGAACGGGAACACGUUUGGGCACGAGUUGAAGAGCUCCCUCACCUCCUCCUCCGUCACGGGGUUCCCUCUCGAGAACGUCAGGAACAUGGUCCUGUCGUCCACGGGAGGCUCCGCCGCCAUGGCCCACCCCCAGAGCCCCGCGUUCGGGAUCGCCGAGUCCCAGCUCCUCGGGACCACGGAGAUCGGCCCGAACGUGGGGUGCGGGAACCCCGAGACCGGGAUGCUGGAGUUUGCCCCUGCCAGACGGGCAAUGGCACAAACCUUGUUAAGGAAGGACUUGAUCCCACUAAUGGUGGUGAACUUGUUGGGGCAAAAUAGCUUGGACGAAAUUGCCCUUCCAUGACAUAAAUUUUGUACUCCGCAUAAUAUAAUGGACGUGUUUGG